Aphidius gifuensis is the source of this 333-nucleotide messenger RNA. It is a transcript of the gene RpS29, whose product is annotated as 40S ribosomal protein S29. The transcript has 3 exons. The coding region runs from base 77 to 247 and encodes 56 amino acids. Lineage: Eukaryota; Metazoa; Arthropoda; Insecta; Hymenoptera; Braconidae. Gene Ontology annotation, biological process: translation. Gene Ontology annotation, molecular function: structural constituent of ribosome; zinc ion binding. The record is from RefSeq and is a predicted model, not a curated record. Gene Ontology annotation, cellular component: ribosome; cytosolic small ribosomal subunit.
CUGUCCUUAUUUUUCUCUUUCUUUUUGCUUCACGACUUCCAAGUCCUGAUCACGUUUGUUUUAUCGUUAAAAAAACAUGGGUUUCGAAAAUAUUUGGUACAGCCAUCCCCGCAAAUACGGCCAAGGAUCAAGAUCCUGCCGUUCAUGUGCAAACAAACAUGGUAUCAUUCGUAAAUAUGGCUUGAACAUUUGUCGUCAGUGCUUCAGAGAAUAUGCCACUGACAUUGGCUUCAAAAAGCUGGAUUAAUUUCUUCAAUAUGUUUUUAAAAAAUUACACAAAAUUGUACUUUUUCAAUAAUUUUUUUUGAUAAAGAAAACAAAAAAAACAAACAA